This is a messenger RNA of Silurus meridionalis, 1652 nucleotides long. RefSeq names its product collagenase 3-like. Gene Ontology annotation, cellular component: extracellular matrix. The record is from RefSeq and is a predicted model, not a curated record. Lineage: Eukaryota; Metazoa; Chordata; Actinopteri; Siluriformes; Siluridae. The coding region runs from base 45 to 1454 and encodes 469 amino acids. The transcript has 10 exons. Gene Ontology annotation, molecular function: metalloendopeptidase activity; zinc ion binding. Gene Ontology annotation, biological process: collagen catabolic process; extracellular matrix organization; proteolysis.
GCAGUGGAGCCCAAACUGCAUUAGUUUCUUCAAGGAGAAGCAAAAUGAAGACUUACUACCAGUUGUGUGUCCUCAUUGGUCUGGUGUUCAGAGUUCACUCAGGUCCUGUAACACCAUCUAUUGAGAAGAAUGAUGAAGAAUUUGCAAAGAAUUACUUGAAAAAGCUGUACAACAUGGAGGAGGAGAGCAAGCAGCCAUCUGGGCGUACGGUCGAUGAGAUGAGCUUGAAGCUGGGUGAGAUGCAGCAGUUUUUUGGGUUAAAGGUGACAGGAACUCUGGAUGCUGAAACGAUGGAGAUGAUGAAGAAGCCUCGCUGUGGGGUUCCAGAUGUGGCUGCAUACAAAGCCAGACCUCAAAGUUACAAAUGGUCGACAAACAGCUUGACUUACAGGAUUUUAAAUUAUACUCCUGACAUGUCUGAGGCUGAAGUGGAUGCCUCAAUCGAGAAAGCACUGCAAGUUUGGGCUAAUGUCACCCCUCUAAAGUUCACUCGCAUCUACAGUGGUGUAGCUGACAUCAUGAUCUCAUUUGUUGUUAGAGAUCACGGUGAUGGCUCCCCAUUUGAUGGACCUAAUGGUUUCUUGGCCCAUGCAUUUUUUCCUGCUCCUGGCAUUGGUGGUGAUGCUCAUUUUGAUGACGACGAGACAUUCACCUUCAGAUCUACUAGGGGAUACAACUUGUUCUUGGUGGCUGCUCAUGAAUUUGGACACUCUUUGGGUCUCGAGCAUUCCAAUGUUCCUGGUGCAUUGAUGUACCCAACAUACAGCCCCGUCAAUGUUGACAAAUAUCUCCUGCCUAGAGAUGAUGUCAAUAGAAUUCAGGCUCUGUAUGGCCGAAACACUGAAAAACCCGUUAACCCUGAUAAGCCUGAGCCAACACCUCCAGUCACCCCUAGUGCCUGUGACCCCAAUCUGGCCCUGGAUGCUAUUACUACCCUGCGUGGAGAGAAGAUCUUCUUCAAAAGCAGUUUCUUCUGGCGCAGCCACCCACAGUUCACAGGAAUUGAGCAAUAUCUGAUCAAGUUCUUCUGGCCACAGCUUCCUAACAAUAUUGAUGCUGCUUUUGAGGAUCCAUCAGCUGACUUGGUGUACAUCUUUAAAGGUCAGAAGGUCUGGGCUCUCAGUGGUUAUGACAUUGUGAAACAGCUGACUCUCCAGAACUUUGGGUUCCCAGCUAGUCUGAAGAAGAUUGACUCUGCUCUUUAUGAUGAACGUUCUGGAAGGGCGUUGUUUUUUGUCGGCAAGACUUACUACAGCUAUGACAUGAACAGAAAGGUGUUGGACAGUGUUAAAGCUAAACCUGUGGAAAGAAGCUUUCCAGGAAUGACAAAAAAAGUAACGGCAGCUUUGCAGGAAAAUGGUUACACCUAUCUCUUCAGUGGGCCAGAUGUUCGCCAGUUUGAAAAUGGAAGGAUGACAAAAGUGAUGAAAACCAAAGACUUCUUGAAGUGCUAAUAUGUCAUACAUACUUGCCAUACAGACAGCAAUCAAAUUAAUUUAUAGAGUAAAUUAUUGAAUUAUGUACAUGCGAGUAUAUUAUGUGUAUCACUGACUUAUGGUCAUUUAUUUUUCAUGUUUUAUUGUGCUUGUUUUGUCUUUUCUAAGUUUCUGAGCUAUUUUUUGGAAUUAAAGCAUUUUUAAUUACAAUUUCAA